UUCCAGAUGAUUAAGCAUAUGUAUUGAUCCCGAAAUUGUUCACAAUGUUAUUAUUCAACAUGUUGUCCAGAUUAACGGUCUGGUUAUUUGUUGUUGGCUGCAUAGAAUUCUCAAGAGCACAAGAUUUAACAGCAGAUGAGGAGUAUGAGGAAGAGUAUGACUCGAUUUACUCAACAACUAUUCAAGCUCUUGUCACAACUCUGCCGGAGUCAUCUUCCAUAUCCACAUCUUCUAGUUCCUUACCAUACUUUACCUCCUCUCCCCCCUCUUCUUCCUCCCCUCUUCCCUCCUCCUCCUCCACUCCUCUCUCCUCCUCCUUCACUCUUCCAGAUCUUCCAGUUUUGCCAUCAAGCAGAGCCCUAAACUCAAGUGUACUGGGUAAACCGGAGAAUCUCUCAGCUCCCCUCAUUGAGUCAAAGAGUAUGCUGCUGACAUGGACAAUGUCUACGAGCUACAACCUGAUCAAGGGGUACAGGGUAUUCUACGAGCACAAGUUCACCGACAUCAAGACGUUUGACGGACAGAAACCAGAAUAUAAACUUACUGGGCUUCAACCUUACACCAGAUAUGUGAUCUGGGUAACUGCUAUAGGAGAGGAUGGAGAAGGACAACCUUCAGAUAACGCUUCAUUUACAACGGAUACUUAUGAACCCUCGGCACCGUAUAUAACGAACGCCACGUGUUAUGAAACCUUGAAGAUCUAUCUGGAGUGGAAAAGACCAAAAAUCUACUACAAAACUGUUGAUUACUACUACAUCUACUAUAAACCCCUGGAAGCCUCAACCUACAAGCAUCAUAAAAUUCAGGGUAGGAAUUUAGAACGUCUGAAAGAUUAA
This is a messenger RNA of Eurytemora carolleeae, 836 nucleotides long. Its product is annotated as tyrosine-protein phosphatase 99A. Gene Ontology annotation, molecular function: protein binding. NCBI's taxonomy places the organism in Eukaryota, Metazoa, Arthropoda, Copepoda, Calanoida, Temoridae. Bases 45 to 836 code for a protein of 263 amino acids. The transcript has 7 exons. The record is from RefSeq and is a predicted model, not a curated record.